AUGGCAAAACUCACGCAGCAUACACCACAAAUUAAUCCAAUCUCCUAUUUUCAACAACAACAACAACCUUCAUCGUCACAACAACAAAAUGUUGGUACAACGCCGGUAGAUCAGGAGGAUGACAGCGAUUGGGAGAACGACGACGAACGUGUUACAAUGAGUGUACGAUCACAACCCCAAACCGAUUCAUUAGAUUGGUUAAAUAGUUUAUUAGCGUCACGCCAACUAGCAUCUGCUAUAGGUACUUCUCCUGCUGUACCAUCACAACAAACACCUCCCACUCAAUUUCAAUCGCAACGUCCAUUUCAAAGACAAAGAGCGCAUCCACGAACAGCUGCCACAUCAUUACCUCAUGACGACGAAGACGAUGAAGAAAAUCGUCCACUAUCUCCACGACGACCAUUAAACAUCUAUCUCAUCGAAGCAGCAAAAGAAGUGAGAGAAGCUGCCAAAAUGUGUCGAAUGGUGGCAGCAGAAGCAAUUAAAAAACUACGGGAGUUGUAA
This is a messenger RNA of Didymodactylos carnosus, 504 nucleotides long. NCBI's taxonomy places the organism in Eukaryota, Metazoa, Rotifera, Eurotatoria, Philodinida, Philodinidae. The record is from the annotation of a GenBank genome assembly.